This is a messenger RNA of Lachancea mirantina, 2481 nucleotides long. Lineage: Eukaryota; Fungi; Ascomycota; Saccharomycetes; Saccharomycetales; Saccharomycetaceae. The record is from the annotation of a GenBank genome assembly.
AUGGGCUCUGGUAAAAGAGUUUCGAUCGUAGCUGAGCCGCAGGCUAGAACUAGAUCCAGCAAUGUGUCAUUUACGCCGGCCAAAACUCACGAUAUGGUGAGAUCGCUUUUCGAUCCCACAUUGAAAAAAUCGUUUUUGGAGUGUUGUAUCAGCUUAACUUUGAUUGGGAACGCCUUGUUGUGCUACUACAUGGCUCACAAACUAGGUGUUCCUUUUACUAAAAAGUUUUUCCUUUGGCAGUACAUUUUUUGGAGGUUGUGUUACAAUUUGGGGAUAGGUAUAGUCUUGCAUUUCCAGUCGAAAUAUGAAGUGUUGACCAAUUAUGCUAAAGACCGUGCGCUUUUUUCAAAGAAGAACUCUGGAUGGCUUGCCAAAUUUUGCCAAUUUGAAAUUAAUACCAAAAUGCCUUCCUCGUACAAAAUUGAGUCCUAUCCGGAAGAGUUCAACGUAUGGCUUUUGUUCCGUCAAAUUGUUGAUCUUAUUUUGAUGCAAGAUUUCACCACUUACAUCCUUUUCGUUUGUCUUUCCAUGCCGAGUUCUCUUUUUGCCAGCUACAAUGUUAAGAUGUUUCUCGGAGUGGCUAUGAUAGUUUUCAACAUUUGGGUCAAACUGGAUGCGCAUCGUGUGGUUAAAGACUAUGCAUGGUACUGGGGCGUAUUUUUUUUCUUUCAAGAUUCGAAGUUGGUAUUCGAUGGUGUUUUUAACAUUUCACCUCAUCCCAUGUAUUCUAUUGGCUACCUUGGUUACUACGGAUUGAGCCUGAUUUCCGGUGAUUACAAGGUCCUUCUCAUUUCUUUGUGGGGUCAUUUACUACAAUUCCUGUUCCUCAAGUAUUGUGAGAACCCCCAUAUUGAGAAAAUUUAUGGUUCAGAAGAUGCAAGCGACAGUAACCGGCAAAUUGACGAUCUCUUGAGAAAAGAAAACCAGAAUUAUGCCAAACCUUUGAUAACGAAGGGACUUUGGUUUAUGAACUUCGAUUUUUUGAGGAUUUCCGACUAUUUUACUGUGUUAACAGCACUCGGGGCAAUAGGUGUUGUCUUUGUUAUUCAACCUUCGGCCAAUUCUUUGUUUCUUGCAACGAGUGCUGUCAAGCUCCUGACGUUUUCGAUUUUGUCCUUUAUUCUAUACAAGCAAUCGACCUCCAAGUGGUUCACGAAGCUUUUCCUGGAGAAUGGUUACACUCAGCUUUACUCGUAUCAGCAAUGGCAAUUCAUUUACAAUUUUUGCACUACAAUGUCUUAUGUCUUCCUCAUCCUACAAACAUGGUUCCAAUUUAGGCUAUACAAGUCCAGAGAUUACACUCAAGUUAUUUUUGGCUUUCUUCUGUGCUCUCUGCAAAAAUGGUGCGACGAUGAGAUUCUCGGAGCAAUAUCAGAAUUCGGCUGGUUUUACGGUGACUUUUUUCUUCCCAAUUACAUCAAUACCCCACGUCUGACUAGUCAAGGUAUCUAUCGUUAUCUCAGCAACCCAGAAAGAUUUUUGGGAGUUGCAGGUGCUUGGGGUGCCGUUUUAAUCACUGAUUUCUCAUUAGAAAGUAUUGUUAUCGCUGGCAUUUGGACCCUGACAAAUAUCUUUCUGGUUAAAUUUAUAGAGGAGCCUCAUAUCGAAAAGGUUUAUGGUCCUUCUGAGAGACAGAGUGGAGUCAAGAAAACGUUAAUGGGUUUCAAAGCUCUUCGAAGAUUUUCCGAAAUACUGGAAAAAGUUGAAACAAAGCUCACGGAAUCCGUCUUGUCAAAUGACGUUUUAACUGACGAUGACGGAUCGCACACAGAUGAGUCUCAAUGGGAAGAGAUAGUUGAAAUUGCCUUGCAGAACGUCACAACCAAUCUUGCUCCAAACUGCGAAAUUGAAGUAGCCGGUCAAUCUUCAAACGCUCUCACGAUACCAGGCCCAAUCAUCGUUACUUGGAAACUGUCUCCUAAAUUCUAUAACAACGACGACUGGCUUGGAAUAUAUCGAGUGUUGGAAACAGGAGAUGACCGUCAUAGAACCAGAAUAUCUUCCAAUGGUCGCUGGACCGCUACUCAAAGGAACGUUUACUCCCUACGCAACAAUGCGGAUGAGUCAGUUUUAUCCUUCAGGAAAACAGUUCAAUUUGUUGAGGGCAAGGUGCAGUUCGACUUCUCGAAGAUGUUUUAUGAAGAAGGCAUAUACGAGGUGAGGUACCAUAGUAAAGGAUCACACAACGUAUUAAUGAUAUCGAAACCUUUUAAACUGUCUUUUCCCCAAAUCGAUGCUUCAACUCCAGCAUCAUUGGCAAAAGAUCUAUUAACCUUCUUGCAGGAAUCGCAGGCAUCAACUUCUCACAAACUGGCGCCAGGGAGAAACAAGCCAUGUUCUCAAAAAUGUCUGAAACAACUUGUCAAAUUCGGAACCGGUGUCGAUCUCUCUACAAAAUUUCUGAAAGAAGUCAAUUACGAUGUUGACGUCAUUUCCCGUCGCGCUUGCGAAAUUAGAGACACUUUGGCGAGCAUGAGUUGA